CGGGCCCUCGCGAUGCUGGCCAUAGCGAUCCUCUCCCUCGCGCACGCGGCACCGACACCGGCGAGCGGCUCGCUUACGGCAUUGGCGAGCGGCUCGCUUACGGCAGCGCUCUCAGAGAGCCUGAUCGAGCUCCACAGCGCGCAUCACCGCCAUCACUCGCCACCGCCGCCGCACCACAAGCACUCGCCUCCGCCGCCGUCCCACAAGGCCCACCACCUGCCACCGUCUCCGACGCCUCCUUCGCCCACGCCUCCUUCGCCUCCGUCGGCAUCGCCGCCGUCGCCGCCGUCGCCGUCGCCGCCGUCGCCAGGCGAGUGGGGCCCCUGGUGGGAUCCUGCUCCGGACCCGGAGCCCGAGCCGGCGUCGGGCGAGGCUUCGGAAGAGACGACGGCUGAGACGGCGGCGGUUGAGAGUGAGCCAAUCGCCCUGCAGCAAGCGCCUCGCCCAGCCUCGCACUCCCUGCCAAGUCUGAGUCUCCUGAUCGCGGGCGUCGUUCUGAUCGGCAUAGUUGUUGUGGCUCCGGCAUCAUUCGCGCUAGGGCUGCUCGCCAUCGACCGGCGGGAGCGCCGUGGACACCGCGCGCUGGUCCAGGCGGCGGCGAGGGAGGAAGCAGUCUACGUCGCAAUCUAGCUCGGCCCCGCCUUUCGUCCCUCCAGCAUGACGUCGCGUACCAUGUCACUGCGAGUGUGGCAGGAGAGGAGAGAGGACCACGGGGGCGAGAUAGCACGCGUGGGGCAGUCUCUCGCUCUGUGGUGUCCGUCUCUCGCUCUCUCUGACCUUUGAGGUGUCGGCCCUCUUCCGGCUUUUAUUUUCUG
Emiliania huxleyi CCMP1516 is the source of this 815-nucleotide messenger RNA. RefSeq lists its product as hypothetical. Bases 13 to 630 code for a protein of 205 amino acids. Lineage: Eukaryota; Haptophyta; Isochrysidales; Noelaerhabdaceae. The record is from RefSeq and is a predicted model, not a curated record. The transcript has a single exon.